UCAAGUUCAAUAGGGAAUCACUGCUACAUUAAUCCCCACGCAUUACGUGUUGUAGGUGGAUUUGGAUUCCAAAUCGUCUAGAACGGCGUCCAGUUGUUCAUUAUGGUUCGGAUCAAAUGCUGAUAUGCAGCCAGAAUCACAAUGACCCGUUCAAGAAGAGUAUAAGAUCGUGGAGUAUGACUCUAGUGUUUCAUCCUCAACUCAUCUUUCUCUUCACCUCAUCCAUCAUUUGCGGGUCAGACUACACCUAGAAGACUAAAAUGCGUUCUUCGCAUGUCGUAGCUGCCAUUGCUUCUCUCCCAGCUCUGGCAAAAUCUCUCAGCUUGACCGAUAUUUGUACACCAACCUAUCUCGCGGCUAACUUCCCAUCUGUUGAUUUUUAUAAUGGAAUAACUCUGGAUCCAACAUCCAUCACAGCUAAGACGGUGACAAACGCCUCGGCAUCGAGUGUAUUUUAUCCCAAUGCCGUUAUCGAUUAUUGUGCUGUUACGUUCAAGUACUCUCACAAUGGUCUGAACGACAGUGUUCUUCUAACAUACUGGAUUCCUGCACCAGCAAAUUUUCAAAAUCGUUAUCUUUCUACGGGUGGUGGUGGAUAUGCCAUCAAUUCAGGGACUCAAUCAUUGGCUGGUGGAGUGGAAUAUGGUGCGGUUGCAGGUCAAACUGAUGGUGGUUUUGGAAUCUUCCAAAAUAAUGCUAUUGCUCAAUUUCUUCUUGCGAAUGGGACCGUCAAUUGGCAAAAUGUGUACAUGUUUGGAUAUAAUGCUAUUCAUGAGAUGAGUGUCAUUGGAAAGGAAUUCACUUCGACUAUCUUUAAUAUAACAGUCGAAAACGCUACCUUGUAUUCUUACUAUCAAGGCUGCUCUGAAGGUGGCAGAGAAGGCUUUAGUCAAGUUCAACGUUUUGCGGACCAAUUUGAUGGAGCGGCAAUUGGUGCACCGGCUUUCAGAUAUGCAUUCCAACAAGUGCAACACCUUUUUUCCAGCGUCGUCGAGCAAACUUUGGAUUAUUAUCCACCACCUUGCGAAUUGCAGAAGAUUGUCAACGAGACAAUCAUUGCGUGCGAUCCGUAUGAUGGUAAAACAGACGGAGUAGUCUCCCGAACAGAUCUUUGCACGAUAAACUUCAAUAUCUCGACUCUUUUGGACACACCAUACUCUUGCCCUGCAGCAGCAGCAGGAGUUUUUACUGCUGCAACACCCGCACAAAAUGGGUCGAUCUCAGCCAAGGGUCUAGCUAUAGCCCAGAAAAUACUCGACGGUCUCCACACCACUGAUGGCAAACGCGUCUAUUUCUCAUAUACUCCCUCCUCCACCUUCACCGACGCAUCCACAUCCUACAACUCCACAUCCGGUCAAUUUGAUCUUGAGAUUACCUCUCUUGGCGGCUCCUUUGUCGAAGUCCUCCUCGAUCUCAAAAAUGGUUCUAACGUUCAAUCUCUCGAAGGAGUGACAUACGAUACCCUCCGCGACUGGAUUCAAGACGGAUGGAACCGUUAUAACGAUGUUCUAAUGACCAACUGGCCAGACCUUACUCCUUACAAAAACUCCGGCGGAAAAAUUAUCCAUUUCCACGGCGAAUCCGACUUUAGUAUCCCCACUGCCUCAUCCGUUCGAUACUAUGAGUCUGUGCGGGGGAUUAUGAACCCGGGCCUCUCAUAUAACGAUUCCGUCGCCGCAACUAAUGAAUUCUACCGAUUAUUCCUCGUACCAGGUGGUUCACAUUGUGCGGCCAACGCAGCCGAACCUAAUGGACCAUGGCCACAAACGAAUUUGCAGGUUUUGAUUGAUUGGGUGGAAAAUGGAGUGGCUCCUGUUACUUUGAAUGCGACGGUUUUGCAGGGAGAAAAUAAUGGGAUGAAUCAACAGAUUUGUGGGUGGCCUUUGAGACCCUUCUGGACGAAUAAUGGGACGACUAUGGAAUGUCGGUAUGAGCAGGAGAGUAUCGAUUCGUGGAUUUAUGACUUGGAUGCUUUUGAUAUGCCGGUUUAUUAGAUUGGGUUAAAAAGUUGAUGGGGAAAUGCUGAGGGAUAAGGUUAAUGAUCGAUUGGUGAUGGUGAUGGGGGAUGUGAAUGAGGAACGGACAAUGUGUUGCAUUGCUGCGUACUACUAUACCUAUUCAUUGUAUAAAUAUCGGAGUACAAACCAAUUGAUCAACUUAUAUCCAUAA
Molecule: messenger RNA, 2169 nt
Organism: Sclerotinia trifoliorum
Lineage: Eukaryota; Fungi; Ascomycota; Leotiomycetes; Helotiales; Sclerotiniaceae
Source: the annotation of a GenBank genome assembly